GAUGAUUUUAUUCAGCCAAGUGGGUUACUUUGUUUCCUUGUUCGCAACAGUUUCCUGUGGGUGUCUGAGUCAAUUGUAUAAAAAUACCUUCUUCAGAGGUGGGGAUCUAGCUGCCAUUUACACCCCAGAUGCCCAGUACUGUCAGAAGAUGUGCACAUUUCACCCCAGGUGUCUCCUGUUCAGCUUCCUUGCUGUGACUCCACCCAAAGAGACAGAUAAGAGGUUUGGUUGCUUCAUGAAAGAGAGCAUUACAGGGACUUUGCCAAGAAUACACAGGACAGGGGCCAUCUCUGGUCAUUCUUUAAAGCAGUGUGGUCCUCAAAUAAGUGCUUGCCACCGAGACAUAUACGAAGGACUUGAUAUGAGAGGGUCCAACUUUAACAUAUCUAAGACCGACAGUAUUGAAGAAUGCCAGAAACUGUGCACAGAUAAUAUUCACUGCCAGUUUUUCACAUAUGCUAGAAAUGCAUUUCACAGACCAGAGUACCGGAAGAACUGCCUGCUGAAGCAUGGUUCAAGCGGAACACCCACCAGCAUAAAGUCAGUGGACAACCUGGUGUCUGGAUUCUCACUGAAGUCCUGUGCACUUUCAGAGAUCGGUUGCCCCAUGGAUAUUUUCCAGCACUUUGCCUUUGCAGACCUGAAUGUAAGCCAGGUUGUCACCCCCGAUGCCUUUGUGUGUCGCACCAUCUGCACCUUCCAUCCCAACUGCCUUUUCUUCACAUUCUACACGAAUGAAUGGAAGACAGAAUCAGAGAGAAAUGUUUGUUUUCUUAAGACAUCUGAGAGUGGAAGACCAAGUCCAUCUAUUCCUCAAGAAAAUGCUGUAUCUGGAUACAGUCUCUUCACCUGCAGAAAAGCUCGCCCUGAACCCUGCCAUUCCAAAAUUUACUCCGGAGUUGACUUUGAAGGGGAAGAACUGAACGUGGCCUUCGUGCAAGGAGCAGAUGCAUGCCAAGAGACUUGUACACAGACAAUCCGAUGUCAGUUUUUCACUUACUCGUUACUUCCCCAAGACUGCAGGGACGAGGGGUGUAAAUGUUCCUUAAGGUUAUCCACGGAUGGCUCUCCAACUAGGAUCACCUACAGGGAACAGAGGAGCUCUGGUUAUUCUCAGAGAUUGUGUAGAGUCGUGGACAACUCUGACUGUACAGCAAAAAUAAAUGCACGCAUUGUGGGAGGAUCGAACUCUUCUUUAGGGGAGUGGCCAUGGCAGGUCAGCCUGCAAGUGAAGCUGGUAUCUCUUAAUCAUUUGUGUGGAGGGUCCAUCAUUGGACACCAAUGGAUACUGACGGCUGCCCAUUGCUUUGAUGGGAUUCCCCAUACAGAUGUGUGGCGUAUAUAUGGCGGGAUUCUGAAUCUGUCAGAGAUUACGGAAGAAACGCCUUUCUCAAGAAUAGAGGAGCUUAUUAUUCAUCAGGAAUACAAAAUCUCAGAAGGCAAUUACGAUAUUGCCUUAAUAAAGCUUCAGACACCCCUGAAUUAUACUGAAUUCCAAAAACCAAUAUGCCUGCCUUCCAAAGCUGACACAAAUACAAUUUAUACCAGUUGUUGGGUGACUGGAUGGGGCUACACGAAGGAACAAGGUGAAACCUCAAAUAUUCUACAAAAGGCAACUAUUCCUUUGGUACCAAAUGAAGAAUGUCAGAAAAAAUACAGAGAUUAUGUCAUAACCAAGCAGAUGAUCUGUGCUGGCUACAAAGAAGGUGGAACAGAUGCUUGUAAGGGAGAUUCCGGUGGCCCCUUAGUCUGUAAACACAGUGGAAGGUGGCAGUUGGUGGGUAUCACCAGCUGGGGCGAAGGCUGUGCCCGCAAGGAGCAACCAGGAGUCUACACCAAAGUUGCUGAGUACAUAGACUGGAUAUUGGAGAAGACACAGAGCAGCGAUGAAAGAGCUCUGGCAACAUCCCCAGCAUGAGGAGGCUGGGUACCGAGGAGGAAAAGCCCAGCUGGCACCCGCUUUACCACCUGCCCUCAAGGCAAACUAGAGCUCCAGAAUUCUCUUCUGCAAAAAUGUUGAUAAUGGUGUCUACCUCACAUCCUUAUCGUAGGAUUAAAAAUCUAAAUGUAGAUACAGUUGCUGAAGACAGCGCCUUGCUCGAGUGUGCUUCCUGUCCUGAGUAGCAGGGGUGCCAAUGAGAAUUAUCCGAUGAUCACCAAGCUUGUCUGGAAGUAAAAUGUUUGAAGGGUUUUAUUAGGUAGUAAAAUGUCUAGAUGUGAAGCAGUUGAAAACAAGACCCCAGAUUUUAGUACAGUCCUUGGGACCAUUCUCAUGAAACCGUUGACUCUGGACCUCAACAUAUCUCAGAGUUACCGUCUGUCCAUUUCCAACAUUUGUGUAUUAGAACCUGGUUCUAUUCUUUCAUGCGGA
Messenger RNA from Arvicanthis niloticus (Nile rat), 2371 nucleotides. RefSeq names its product kallikrein B1 (gene Klkb1). Gene Ontology annotation, biological process: proteolysis. NCBI's taxonomy places the organism in Eukaryota, Metazoa, Chordata, Mammalia, Rodentia, Muridae. Gene Ontology annotation, cellular component: extracellular region. The record is from RefSeq and is a predicted model, not a curated record. Gene Ontology annotation, molecular function: serine-type endopeptidase activity; protein binding.